CGCCAUGGUGAUAACAGUAGCAGACGUAUUGUGUGUUACAUUCGAAUCAUUGUCAUGAUAUCGGAGUGAGGGAAGAUCAGCAUGGAGGUCCAAGCUCAAUCCGAAUGGGUAUUUAACACUCUGCUAGACUUUUUGAAAGGUCCCGUCUGGAAUAUUCCGAUUCUUACUUUCAUAGAGCAGAAGUCAAUCGUAUUCGAACCCGGAAUCGAUAACGAAAAUGAAUACCAUAAAAUUCAUAAUGAGUAUAAAAACUUGGUCGAUUUUAUGCUGGGUAGUUUCAUGGAAGACACUAACGUAACUCCUGAUUAUUUCGAAGAGGCGUGCGGACAGACAAACAAAGACAUAUCUUCCGAAUUUCAUCGAAGUCUCUUCGAGCAAGUAUGGGCUGCCGAUGAUUACGAAAUAUUCAAGAGGAUGAUGACUCAAAAGAACAUAGAACUGCAGUUACAGGCGCUAGAAGUUCUGGCACAAAAACAGGGCACCGUGCCACAAUCCUUGAUGCCCGAUAGCAAUAGUAAGUUAACUAAAGAGGAAGCCGAAUUAAUGGAAGAAAUCAUGAGAAGAGCCAAAUCGAAUGAAGUUUUAUCCCCUGAAGAGGGUGAAGAUCAAUUUAUAAAGGCUACCUUAGCCGAAAAGGCUCGACUAGAAGCUGAACGCGAUUAUGAAAAACAAAUGUUAGACAAGGCUAUGAAGUUAUCUUUGCAAGAAAUGAAUAACGAAAUCAAAACAAGUUCGAAGAAAAGUCUUCCCCCUCUGAAAACCACAGUUCAAGAAAACUUCUAUACGACUCCCAUCAAAACGGAGGUAAAUCCGGAAGAAGUAAAGAAGCGUCAAGAAUAUUUGAGAAAGCAACGAGAUCGUUUGAUGUCCAUGAAGAAGGAAGAACGAAAGAAGCAAUUGGUUAAGUACACUCAAGAAACGGGCGGAAGUCGCCCAAAAUCUUCCAGAGCAGCUCAGAGAGCCGUUAGCGAGAUGAAAGAAAAUGUAAAUGUGGAUCCUAACACUUUGGCAUUUCGUAAAUCUCUAGCGGAUCGACUGAAAUCGGAAGUGGUGGUCAAUCAAACACUUUGAUGCAGGAAACACCAGAAUUAAGUCAGUUUCUGCACCCACAAAACUAAAAAUCUUGGAUUAACCAUGCCUUAGAUAGGGAAACAUCACUCCCUUCAAAACUUUCAUAGCACUAAACAUAAUAUAAAACUAUAAAUAUACUUAUAU
Centruroides sculpturatus (bark scorpion) is the source of this 1215-nucleotide messenger RNA. Its product is annotated as cilia- and flagella-associated protein 36-like. The coding region runs from base 82 to 1071 and encodes 329 amino acids. The transcript is spliced from 6 exons. Gene Ontology annotation, cellular component: ciliary base; axoneme. Lineage: Eukaryota; Metazoa; Arthropoda; Arachnida; Scorpiones; Buthidae. The record is from RefSeq and is a predicted model, not a curated record.